AUGGACGAGUUACGACUAGCAGCAAGUUUUCGGGAAAGAGGCUGCGCAGAUCUUGCCCACUAUGUCAUCGAGGGUAGAAAAUAUCAGAGAUUUUUCUUUGCUCUUGGCACUGAGAGCUCUUUUCUAAGCACAAAGGAACUUAUUGAUUUGUUCAAGGGGCUUUGGCGGGCCUUUAGCUUUGAAGACGAGGAGUGGGAGUCUUGGAAGAGAAAGGCCCUCGAAAAUUGGAAAGAUGACGGCUCACUACUUAGACUGCUAGAGCUAUAA
This is a messenger RNA of Penicillium taxi, 267 nucleotides long. RefSeq lists its product as uncharacterized. The record is from RefSeq and is a predicted model, not a curated record. NCBI's taxonomy places the organism in Eukaryota, Fungi, Ascomycota, Eurotiomycetes, Eurotiales, Aspergillaceae. The transcript has a single exon. Bases 1 to 267 code for a protein of 88 amino acids.